AUGUCACAAUAUACAUAUAAUCAAUUUGAACGCAUGACCACUGAAGAAAAAGAUAGAUAUUGCGACUCAAACAAUGAAAUUAUAACGGAAAAGAUUCGACAACAUGGUGCACUCAAUGAAGCAGUCGAAAGAAACCUACAACAAAAAAGAAAUUCAUAUUCAAGUAACAGAAAUAACUCAUUCAAAAGGCAGCUUACUUCAACAAGUCAAUAUGAUGAAGAAAUUAAUAAUGAAAGUGAUAAUUACUACGGUAAUGACGAUCAAUUUACUACUGUUAAUAACAGAUAUAAUAAAAAGAAACAACGAAUAAAUGGAAAUAUCAACAUGGAUAAGCUGACUAUUGAUAACAAUAACUCGUCGACCGCAAAUACGCCAAAUGGACGUCUGUUCGUGAAUAGAAGUAACAGAACGAACAAAAGCAAUAAUGAUGAAAUUAUAUUUGUUGGUCCAACACUUUCACGGAAUAAAACAAAUAAUUAUAAAAAGAUUAAUAAAAAAAAUAACAAUGAAUUAAUAGAAGAUAUGAAUGAAUCAGUAGAUGAUUAUAAUACACCUGAUUUACAUAUAAUAGAAAAGAAAAGCGAAAAUCAGAGAGUGAAUGAUACACAAGGUGAAGCGGUUCGAAUCUCCCAACAAGCACUACACUAUGCUGUUGAAAAUCAUCUACCUCCACUAAAAUUCAUCUGUGAACCUAAAAUCACUCAGAUGAACAUUGGAAAAGAAAUAAUCAAAACAUUAUUGACAACUAUUGAUAAAGAUUUUCGUCGUAUUAAUAAACAUUAUGAACAUCCUUUGGGCUUUGAUCAUUGGCACGUUGAUAAAAAUGGCGAUUUAUUAUGUUUCACUCGACAUAUUGAACUUUUUGUUUUCUUAUGUAAUAACCAAAAUUAUCCUAAUUCACUAUACAAUACAAUUGUGCAUGUCACAAAACCGAAACAUCUACCUGCUCAACACUCAAUUGUACUAAAAUACGUUCCAAAUUACAUUUGUCACGAUGAUAUAAAAAAUGAAAUUGGAAAUAUUGCAAAUUCAAUCUUUAAUAUAGAAGAUAUGAGAGGAACAAUGUCUGAAAGAUCUCGACACAUACGUAUUGAACUAGCGUCAAUCAAUGAAUAUAAUCAACUUCUCAAAAGUGGAAGUAUUCUAAUUGAUGGUCAAGUAAUUGAAACUCAAGAAUUCCUGGCUGCUCCUCGAGUAUUAAUAUGUUCAAAAUGUAACGAUCCGGGACAUGUAAGAAGAAACUGUACUUUUCAAUAUGAUGCUUGCCGCAGGUGUGGAAAUGAUCGUACAACUGGAAAUCAUAAAGAAUGCGAGAUAAAAUGUCACCGAUGUCUACAAAACCACCUCUCUACUGACUACCAAUGUCCUUUUCUAGUUGAUUAUCGUCGAUCAAUUCUUUGUAAACUCAAAGAACAACCGAAUCUUCUACCUCCUAAUCUAAAAUUAUUUAUACCAUUGGAGUAUCGUGAUCGAAAUAAUAAGAACAAUCGGACCUUAUUCAAUCCUAUACAUAAAAACAUUGCCACACAUAUAAAUAUGAACAACGCAUUACCAUUUAAUUUAUCAUCACACGAAUGGCCAACAAUAAAUAAAACCAAUAAUGCCAUAGAUAUUCACCAAUGUAAUAAUCAAUCGAUAUGGGAGGAUCUAAGGAAAAAACAAGAUGAAAUCAAUAACUUAAAAGUAGAAUUAAAUGUAAAAAUGCAAACAAUACAAUCCAGAUACGAUGAUCACAUGAAGAAAAUGGGAUCAAUUCUUAUAAUUAUGUCUCAACAAACGAAAAAUCAAAAUGAGAAUAUUGAAAGAUGUUAUACAACAAUUAAUGAAGUAUUACCUGUAUUAUCUUCCACACUUGAAGUUGUUCAACGUCUUAUAUCAAAAAACGCAGAAAUAACUUUAUCACAACAAUGUAUAUAUAUAGGAGCUAUUUAUGUUCCUCCAGGAACCAUACCACCAUUCCAGCUGUUGUCGAAACACACAGAUAAGAAUUUUUUUAUUUUUGGAGAUUACAAUGCUAAACACUCCGAUUGGAGCUGUAAAAGAAAUAAUCAAAGUGGUACACACAUGCAUGAUUGGUUAGAAAGUAAAACUAUGAAAUGUUGGUUUAACAUAUUUCCAAAUAUUGUGACCUUCAUCCAUCCAUGCUAGUUUUCUUUCUCUCUGACUAUAUAGAUAAUGAGU
This is a messenger RNA of Rotaria sp. Silwood2, 2181 nucleotides long. The record is from the annotation of a GenBank genome assembly. Lineage: Eukaryota; Metazoa; Rotifera; Eurotatoria; Philodinida; Philodinidae.